This is a messenger RNA of Penicillium coprophilum, 375 nucleotides long. Its product is annotated as U6 snRNA-associated Sm-like protein LSm7. Gene Ontology annotation, cellular component: U12-type spliceosomal complex; spliceosomal tri-snRNP complex; catalytic step 2 spliceosome. The transcript is spliced from 3 exons. The record is from RefSeq and is a predicted model, not a curated record. Gene Ontology annotation, molecular function: RNA binding. Lineage: Eukaryota; Fungi; Ascomycota; Eurotiomycetes; Eurotiales; Aspergillaceae. The coding region runs from base 1 to 375 and encodes 124 amino acids. Gene Ontology annotation, biological process: mRNA splicing, via spliceosome; nuclear-transcribed mRNA catabolic process.
AUGUCUGAACGAGGCUCAUUCCGAGGCGGUCGCGGUCGUGGUGGCCGCGGCGGCCAGGGCCAGCAGAAAAGUGGCGGUGGCGGUGCACAGGAGAAGCCCAAAAAGGAAAACAUCUUGGAUCUCAACAAGUACAUGGACAAGGAGGUCCAAGUGAAGUUCAAUGGCGGUCGUGAGGUCACCGGUAUCCUCAAGGGUUACGACCAGCUGAUGAACCUGGUUCUCGACGAUGUCAAGGAGACCAUGCGUGAUGAGGAGGGUAACACUACCACCCGCUCAAUGGGUCUGAUCGUCGCCCGUGGCACUUUGAUCGUACUGAUCUCCCCCGCUGAUGGCAGCGAGGAAAUCCCCAACCCUUUCUUGCAAGCAGAAGAGUAA